AUGUCGUCCAAGUGGGAUUCCAAAGAUACUUUUCUCGAAACAAUCGCCAAUCUUUCGGAGAGCGGCGCGUACUCGGACUUCAAGAUCGUCUGUGGAGUAGACACAUACAAUGUCCACAGAGCCAUCAUCUGCCCCCAGUCAGACUUCUUUCGCGCAGCUUGCCGCCCGGACACUUUCCAGGAGGGUCACACUGGAGUUCUUACGCUUCCCGCAAACGCUGGACGUGAUACGGACGCAAUGAAAAUCCCUCUCACUCCUGAUGAAGUUGACUGGGAUCUGGACGUUGAAAAAAUACCACGACGAUCAGACUCUUGA
Messenger RNA from Aureobasidium uvarum, 315 nucleotides. Lineage: Eukaryota; Fungi; Ascomycota; Dothideomycetes; Dothideales; Saccotheciaceae. The record is from the annotation of a GenBank genome assembly.